UGCGACCCGCCUCUUCCCGGAAGAAUGAUGGCCGCGGCCUAAGCGGUGGCCCGUUGGAGGCGUCGCGGACGCUCGGGUCGCGCUCGGAGGAUCCUGGGUGCGGCGAGGGAGGCCGCUCCCGGCCACACUUGCAGGCCAUCCUGCAGCGCGGACCGCCGCAGCCAUGACCUCCAGGCAGGCUCCCCGCUGCGGCCUGGCUCCCCGCUGCCUCUGGCUCCUGGGGGCUGUGCUUCUGAUGGACGCGUCCGCCCGGCCCGCCAACCACUCGUCCGCUCGGGAGAGAGUGGGUAACAGGGAGGAAAACGAGAUCCUGCCUCCGGACCACCUGAACGGGGUGAAGCUGGAGAUGGAUGGGCACCUCAACAAGGAUUUCCACCAGGAGGUCUUCCUGGGCAAGGACACGGACGGCUUUGAAGAGGACGCGGAGCCUCGGAGGAGCCGGCGGAAGCUGAUGGUCAUCUUCUCCAAGGUGGACUUGAACACCGACAGAAGGAUCAGCGCCAAGGAGAUGCAGCGCUGGAUCAUGGAGAAGACGGCCGAGCACUUCCAGGAGGCCAUCGCGGAGAGCAGGGCGCACUUCCGUGCCGUGGACCCCGACGGUGACGGCCGUGUGUCAUGGGAUGAGUACAAGGUGAAGUUUUUGGCGAGCAAAGGCCAUGAUGAGAGAGAAGUUGCUGAUAAGAUAAAGAAUAAGUGGGAGCUGAACGUCGAUGAAGAGACACAGGAAGUCCUGGAGAACCUCAAAGACCGCUGGUAUCAGGCGGACAACCCGCCCCCGGACCUGCUGCUGACGGAGAGCGAGUUCCUGUCGUUCCUGCACCCCGAGCACAGCCGCGGCAUGCUACAGUUCAUGGUCAAGGAGAUCAUCCGGGACCUGGACCAGGAUGGCGACAAGCAGCUCUCGCUGUCUGAGUUCAUCUCUCUGCCCGUGGGCACCGUGGAGAACCCGCAGGGCCAGGACGUGGAUGACGGCUGGGUGCGAGACAGGAAGAGAGAGUUCGAGGAGCUGAUCGACGCCAACCACGAUGGGAUCGUGACCGUGGCGGAGCUGGAGGACUACAUGGACCCCAUGAACGAGUUCAGCGCCCUCAACGAGGCCAAGCAGAUGAUCGCCAUUGCCGACGAGAACCAGAACCACUACCUAGAGCCCGAAGAGGUGCUCAAGUACAGCGAGUUCUUCACAGGCAGCAAGCUGGUGGACUACGCCCGCAGCGUGCACGAGGAGUUCUGAGCUGCUGGCCGUGUCCCGCCAUGCCCCCGCCCCCCAGCCCCCCCCACUCCCCGGCCCCGGCCCCUCCUGCAGCGCCUCACAGGCUGGCUGGGCUUCGAUUCCCGCGUAGUCGCUGCAUCUCGCUUCUGAGAACUCGGAACCCUUCCGUCGGAGCCACUGCCCGCAUCAGGGCCUGCGGGCUCGCCACACCGUGGGAAAUAACGCACCUCCUGCCGCUUCCUUGAAAACAAAGAUGAAGGCUUUGCUGGAAACCAGCAGCCGGCAGUGGGGGGUGGGGUGGGUGGGAAGGGGCUGUGAGAGCCGCUGGCCCGCGGCAGUCAGUCUCCGAGGAAACGCGAAUGCUGGUGACAGGAAUCACAUUAAUUUACUUUAAAAUAUAGUUGCCUUUUUCUC
Molecule: messenger RNA, 1624 nt
Organism: Kogia breviceps (pygmy sperm whale)
Lineage: Eukaryota; Metazoa; Chordata; Mammalia; Artiodactyla; Physeteridae
Gene: SDF4
Product: stromal cell derived factor 4
Biological process (GO): calcium-ion regulated exocytosis
Cellular component (GO): endoplasmic reticulum
Molecular function (GO): calcium ion binding
Source: RefSeq, a predicted model, not a curated record